Messenger RNA from Sabethes cyaneus, 4861 nucleotides. RefSeq lists its product as uncharacterized. Bases 726 to 4286 code for a protein of 1186 amino acids. The record is from RefSeq and is a predicted model, not a curated record. The transcript has 7 exons. Lineage: Eukaryota; Metazoa; Arthropoda; Insecta; Diptera; Culicidae.
CACGGAUUAGUAUCGUGUCGUUUCUAUGUUUUGUUGCUUUGCCUAUUGCACGUUAAACAGCCCACCAAACCAAUAACCAGGAAGCAGAAAAUUUUUUGAGCACGAAACGGGGCGCAUGGCUCUAGCAGUUUAUCGUGUUUAUUCACUAUUAACUUGUGCACCGCCAUCGGUAUAGUGUUGGAAAAAAAAGCUCAACAAUUGUUAAUAUGUUGCGCUCGUGCUCUUUUAGCAUUUAUCGUUCUCGUUUGUUUUAUCCACAUUUUCUCGUUAAGCAGUAGUCAAUGGUUUUCAAUUAAAAAUAAUAGUACAAUAAUAACAUCAAGCAACAAAAGGCCACCAGUGCAGAAGUGUGCAGUGCAGUAGAAUCAAAACAAGCCAGGACUCUCACAUGCUGCGAAAAUACUUUAUUAUUCAUCAUAAUUGCAACCACUUCACAAGCCCCGGUGAAUUGUCGUCGUUUUGGCAGCUAAAUUUAGUCUCUAUCAGUGAUCAAACUUCGGACAGCCAGCGACCACAAACUCGUCAGAUACGUCAAAUGAGAGCAGUCACACGUCCCUCGUUAUUGUUUUCUGUUCUUCCACAAGUACGCGCAAUCUCAAGCAGCUAGAACCAAACAAACGUGGCAAUAUGCCGUCACUAAGUACCUAAUAAUCGACACAAUAAACUCUUACUCAUAGCUCAUAAACGACACGACCGUCGCAGCGCGUAGGAAGCAAAGAAAUAAAAUGCGCGCAAAAGUCGGCACCCUGGACGAAAUCAGAAAAUCGAUCGUCGUUGCUGCUGAAUCGGACGAUGAUACCACGCGCUCGUCAUCAGGUGGCGCUUCGAGUGGGGUGAUGAUCGGAGCCACCGGAGCCAACGGCGCAGCACAACCGCAGCGAAAACCCGACCUGAGCUUGCUGCGUAAACCGAUCCUGACGGCGGUGACCGGUUUUCUGGAGGCACACAGAGCGUACGAAGCGGGAACCGAUGAGAUACGCCGACUGCUGGCCGGCGAGUGCGACCUGAUGUACGAGUGCCGCGUGUGCCGGAACGUUUUUCGCUGUCUGACCAACUUCAUCUCCCACAAGCGGGUGUACUGUCGGGAGCUGUUUAAUGCGGCGCAGAAUUUCCACUUUCAGAACGAUGGGUUUAUGGACCAAGAUAUCACAACAAUUUUCCAGGCGGAGGAGGAGGGUCAGCGAGAGCCGAAGAAAGCUCACACCGACGUUCUGAACAAGGAUCUGUCCAGCAUAGUCGAGCGAUUAAAGCGUAAACAGUUCAGCAGUAACGCCAUCGCAAACCAUGUGACUGAGUAUUAUGAUAGGAUUAAUAGUAAAGUAACGCAAGAUGAUCUCAAAAGACAGCAACAUGUGCUACAGCUGGAUAAGGUUCCGCAGUCGCGGGCAGCCGUCUAUCAAACCGUCCGGCGCGACGUGAUCGCGGACAACAUGCAGGCUCGGGUGGUCGAACUGGAAAAUCUAACCAACAAUAACAAUACCAUACUGGGACUGGACGGUAAAGUUCUAGACCCUUCAUCACGGCCUCAAUCGACAAUGUCAGUGCCAUUCGAUUCGACGAGUCAGUAUUUCAAGCCCAUAGAACCACUGGAUAAGGCUAGCAGCAGGGAUGAUUUAGCAAAUGAUCGACUUGCAUCGGCACUGAUCUGUCAGGAAUGUAAUUUACAGUUUGACACUAUAAGUAUGCUUCAGUUGCACGAUGAAAUGAAACACACGCCUUCGACGUUCGUUUACUCGUGCCCUUCGUGUCCGCAAAACUUCAAAACGCCAGCAUUAGUACUCCGACAUCUCAGUACAGAUCACAACAAACCCUUGCGUCGGAUCAAAGCGAUGCGUGAAGGCAUACUGAAGCGCCGCAUUCGGGUGGAUGAAAUAGUUUCAAAAGGGCCAUCUCGAGAGCUUUCUCGGCUGCUGCAAUCCGGAACCGGCAGUAAUACUCGCACUAGUUCUCCCUUAGAUCGGAAACCCUCGAUUGAAGAGCACGACGAGGCAGCUGCCACGCGGGCUUGGAUGGAAAACCUUGAAAAUUUCGACCAUGGCCCAAUGUGUUCCUACUGUGGGAAGAGUUUCGAACGCAAAGCGGUACUUACGACCCACAAACAAACGUGUCCGCAGAGAAUACGACAAACGGAAAAUGGAGCUGCAUCAGUUCCGCUACCGUCGAAGACGGGAAGCUCUUCCGGCAGACGCAGUAAAGUGAAGCAUGCCACGCAGCAGCUCUCACCGGCUGAACCGGUAAAAAUUAAACAAGAACCGAUAGAUUCGAUGCCGGCCAGCAGCGAUGAAUCGAACUCGUACGAUGUGCCGCUGGCGAAACUCCAGACGCGAAUUUCUCAGGACAGUGUGUUUACGAUUAAACCAGAAGAAAUUACCGCACUUAGCGGUUGUGAUGAAAAGAAUAGACGCAAACGAAAGAAGGCCACUAUAAUGCUUAGAAAUGCUAGUGACGAUAUCAGCUUUGAAGUGACCGAACCGGAACAAAGUUCGUUGUGUAAAGAUGAAGAAUUUAGUGUACCUGUUGUUAAGAAUGAACCCAUAGAAUAUUCCGUGGCUGUGAAGCUAAACGCACCAAAGGCUAAACGUGGACCAAGAAAUCGCAAGAAACCGGUCCCGGAAGAAGAAAUUAACGAGCAAGUAAUGAAGGAACUGUUCGAAGCCAACGGUGCGAUUGUGUGUAGAUGCGGUAAACGGUAUGUUGAUCCUGAACAGUACAAACAUCAUUUGCGGGUAUUCCACAAUCGGCAGCGGCGAUUUUGGUGUGCGGUUUGUGAUUUCAAAGGCUACCGGAAGGUGGAUACCAUCAACCAUUUGGUGCAGAAUCACGGCUAUGCAGGCGACCAGAAAGAUAUAUCUUCACUGAUAAACUUCCAACCAGUCGAAAAAGACGAUAAAGCUCUUCCAGAAGAAAGCCAGUCGAUCAUGACCGUUAUUGAGACUGUGAACCGUAGUUAUGAUACCAGUGCGACUGACAUAUCCUUUACUGAGGUUACUGAAUGCAGCACUUCCGUGGAUGCUUUGGACACAACACACGAGCUGAGCUUAGUUGAUGUUUUCGCAUUAACCGAACCCGACGAACCGUCACCUAGAAAACGCGCUCGGCAAAAGAGUGUUCGUGAUUCGCUCCUUUGUCCAUCAACAAAAGCAAAACCCUUGGAAAAAGAUGACGACAGCAGCACCACCAGUUCUACCUCAAAGCGGCCCAUUCGGAACCGCAUCAAACCCGUUGACAAAGAUUUCGUUUACGAUCUGACACAUUUGCUCCACAAGGAGGAAGAUCUCGAAGAUUUUCCACUGCCCGAACUAGUCGUGGCGGAUAAACCUGCUGUAGUACCUGCUGCUCAAACUGUUGCCGUCAAACCUCCAAAGUUCGAAUCUAGUCGUACACCUCCGGUAUCGGUUGCGGCGGCAACUCCGCCACCGGAAAAACGAGUGGAAAGUAAGCGACAAUCGCUAAGAUCGCAUGCCCCCAAACCACUGCCGUCGGAACUGAUACGGGGAGCAGCCUAUCAAAUGGCUAAGCGGCAGGUAGACUUAGGGCUGGCUGCAUUCCACCGACCGCCCAUAUUCCCCCAAGAACGUGCCUUCAAUCCAGGAACAAUAGCCGCACGGAAACAACGCUCUGCAGGCGGCAUUCACGAAUGGCCAGUGAUAAAGAAAGAGCGCCGUGUCGGCUCAAUCAGCAAGAACAAAUCCGACAUACAAAUCAAACGCAAGUAUACGAAACGUGCCUCAACGACGCAGCUCGACUCUGUUCUGCCGGAGUUGAUCCGAGAAAAGCGAAAAGCUAUCCCACGACGCAACAGCGUCGUUCCGUUGCCGCAGAAAAUCUCCGCUUCGAUUGAAAUUCUCAACAAACUGAAUGCUUCUCGAAGUGCGGCCGGUCUCGAGGUGGUACGAAUGGGCGACUUUCCGGCGGCGAGGAAAUGUCUGUCCGAGUCCGAUCUUCGCAAGUACAUAGAUGCUCACCUGACGGACUAUCGGAAGAAACUUUCGCAGGUUAAUCUGAACGGCACCACGGCCGAAGAUGUUUCGCCGCCAGCGGGUGAACCUCGCAAGCGGAUCACACUGCUGCAGCGCCUGCAGGAAAACAAGAAGAAGCAAUUGCAGCAAAGCAGUACUCCGAAACGAAAGGACGGAACGCAGCCGUCAAUGGAACUUCCAUCACUUCCACCCGGACCACAAUCACCAUCGCCGCCAACGCUAGCGCCCCCAAAUGGUAACACGGCUACGCCCGUGAAAGUAACCGACGCGCUGCAAGCCAAAUUUAAAAAAAAUGCGACGAUAUAAGCUUCCGAUUUGUUCGUUCGUUCGUUCUUCCCACUGGUUGGUUGCUUUUGGUGAAAUAUUUGUUCCAUUUAUAGUAUCUAAACAACAUCUAGUGAGUAUGUAAUAAGUUCCACAUUGGUUUUAAUUUGCUUGCUUUAACGAAAAACUUCACGAAAGAACCGUGAAAGACCACCCUGUCAGCUAGGAUAAACAUAGGAUAGGAAUUCGAUUAACCAUUAUUGAAGCAUUUCAUUUCGUUUUUAAGUUUUGAACAAGCUAUUUUUAUUACGUUACCAGCAAUUUGUUUUGUGCGCACGGCGUAAGAAACAUAGUUUUAAGUUUGUUUUUUUGUACGAUAAUUAUUAUAAGAUUAUCCUGACGUAGCUAUAUUUCGCAGUAGGUUUAGGAGUAGCAUUGAAUUUGUGAUUUCCUAGAGGUUAUUUUCCACGAGAAGAAACAUUUAAUUGUUACAACAACUUACCGAUGCAGUGAAGUGAAAUCUAGUUCAAAACAACCUGAGUGUGUGUGUACUGCUUGUUUAGAGAAAAGUAGUAUACUUACUACAAAACCAUUUGUCAAUAAAAGAAGAGAAUGAA